Molecule: messenger RNA, 1521 nt
Organism: Aspergillus chevalieri
Lineage: Eukaryota; Fungi; Ascomycota; Eurotiomycetes; Eurotiales; Aspergillaceae
Exons: 1
Coding region: 1-1521 (506 amino acids)
Cellular component (GO): nucleus
Molecular function (GO): zinc ion binding; DNA binding
Source: RefSeq, a predicted model, not a curated record
AUGCGAUCACGAUGCAAUAUAUCAGCCAAUUCACGGAAGCUCACUGAUCUAGAGGAAUCAACAAUUGUCGAACACAUACUUGAUCUAGAUUCCAAAGGGUUUCCUCCUCGGUUGUCUGGUGUGGAAGAUAUGGCCAACAGACUACUCACAACGCGCGACGCGGGACGCGUUGGGGUAAACUGGGCUAGCACCUUUGUCAAACGGCACCCAGAGCUCACAACUCGUUUCAAUCGGAAAUAUGACUAUCAGAGGGCUCUAUGCGAAGACCCAGAAGUUAUUGGUCGUUGGUUUACACUUGUUCAAAACACAAUUGCGAAGUAUGGCAUCCAGGAAGCAGAUAUCUAUAACUUUGAUGAAACUGGGUUUCAGAUGGGAGUGAUCUCGACUACAAUGGUUGUCACAAGCUCUGAACGACAUGGCAAGGCAAAAGCAAAACAGCCUGGCAAUCGCGAAUGGGUCACAGUGAUCCAGGGAGUUAAUGCUCGUGGCUGGGCGAUCCCGCCAUACAUCAUUGUCAAAGGUCAAUAUCACCUUCUUUCUUGGUAUCAGAAUAAUCAACUACCAAUGGAUUGGGUUAUCGCUACAUCAGAAAGCGGUUGGAUAACAAAUGAACUCGGCUUGGAAUGGAUCAAGCACUUUGACAAAUACACAAAGGCCCGAACAAUCGGUCGUUAUCGUCUCCUGAUCCUUGAUGGCCAUGAGAGUCACCACUCAACCGACUUCGAGCUUUAUUGCAAGAAUAACAACAUUAUUACACUCUGUAUGCCUGCACAUUCGUCCCAUAUCCCUCAACCUCUUGAUGUCGGAUACUUUAGCCCUUUGAAGAUUGCUUAUGGUAAGCAUAUUGAAGGGCUGAUGCGGGCGCAUAUUACCCAUGUCACCAAAGAAGAUUUCUUUCCUGCAUUUUACGCCGCGUACCAAGCCACCAUGACAGGAAAAAAUAUUGAAGGUGGUUUUCGAGGGGCUGGACUUAUCCCCUUUGACCCUGAGAGGGUAAUAUCUAAGCUUGAUGUCCGAUUCAAAACGCCAACACCAUCAAAUUCACGACCGAGUACCUCCCAUAGCUGGGUCUCUAAAACGCCAAAUAACCCAAUUGAAGCAUCAUCCCAGACAAACCUUAUAAAACGCCGAAUCUCUCAUCACCAAGAUAGCUCUCCAACAUCAAUAUUGAAUGCUGUUGACAUCCUUGCGAAAGGCACGACGAGAAUAAUGCAUAAGAUGGAUUUGAUGGAAGCAGAGAUUCAUGAUCUUCGGGCGGCAAACGAGGCCCUUAGCAAACGCCGGAGGGCUAAAAAAACACGUCUAAGGAAAGGAGGGUCGCUUUCUAUACUGGAAGCUCAGGAAUUAGGGGAUCAAAUGGAGGUUGAGGUGCAACUAAAGGAGGAAACACGCAUUAGGGCUGGUCGGCGACCACGGACUGAGACACGCGCGCGGCGCUGUGGCAAUUGCGGAAAGGCCGGACACAAUGCGCGUUCCUGUCAGAUAGUAGUAGAGAUGUCUGAGGAAGAUGAUUCUGAAUAG